This is a messenger RNA of Caenorhabditis briggsae, 1008 nucleotides long. The transcript has 5 exons. NCBI's taxonomy places the organism in Eukaryota, Metazoa, Nematoda, Chromadorea, Rhabditida, Rhabditidae. Gene Ontology annotation, molecular function: syntaxin binding. The record is from RefSeq and is a predicted model, not a curated record. Bases 1 to 1008 code for a protein of 335 amino acids.
AUGGGCAAGAACUUCGACGAAGCCGUGUUACUGAAAUCUCUCGAGGGGGUUCCAGACGCAGAGAAAGUGCAGAAACUGCUUAAGAAGCUCGCUGAAUCAGAGAAGCAGAACGCUGAACUGAAGACGAAAGUUUCUGACUAUGACAAAGUUGUGAAGGUGAAAGAUUUGAUGGAGAAGAAGUUGGAGAGAAACAAUCAGAUUCUUCUCCGUACUGAAGAGGCAAAGAGCAAAUUGGAAGAACUAUGCCGUGGUCUUCAAAAAGCGAACCAGCAGACCCGUGAUGAGUCGAUUACUAAGAUGAAAAAACUCGAAUUAGAGAGAGCUCAAGCUGUGGAGCAACUUAAGAUAACUCUCAAGGACAUUGAAAAGACCAUGACUGAGGGAAGAGCCAAGUCUGAUUUAUUGUCGGAAGACAAUAAGAAGCUCAGUGAGAAGUUCAUUGAAAUUGGGCAGCAAUAUGAGGAGAGAAUGAAUGUGGUUGAUCAACAAAUGCAGAAGAAGGAAAAGUAUUGGGAAGAGUUUGGAAAGGCCAAGGAUCUUGAGAUAAAGCUUCUUCAAGCUAAACUUGAUGCGUCUUCAAUCCAAGUCAGAAAAGCUGGAAUGGAGAAGGACGAACUGGCGAGGAUCAUGCUGGAGGAGACCGCCCGUGUUGGUGGAGCUUUGCAAACGGAGAAGGCGCUUCGUGAUCAAGUUAAGGAGUAUUCUGACAAGUAUUCAGAGUUGACCAGUUGCCUGUCGAAAAGCAAUGAAGCGUUUGAUAAAUUUAAGAAAGAGAUCGACAGAGUAAACUCAAAGUGUCUUACGAUUGAGAAGGAUAAUCUUUCGACCAAGAAGAAGUUUGAACAGGCUAACCAGAAGGUGUUGGUAUUAACCAUGGAAAAUCAAGAGUACAUCGAAAAGAUCCUAGCCUCGAACAAGAAGAUUCAAAUGCUCGAGAAUCUGUGCCGUGCUCUCCGCAAGGGCGAAGGGGAAACUUCAGAACCGGCGACCAGUACCGCGGAAAACUGA